Apus apus (common swift) is the source of this 3688-nucleotide messenger RNA. It is a transcript of the gene GUCY2F, whose product is annotated as guanylate cyclase 2F, retinal. Gene Ontology annotation, molecular function: ATP binding; protein kinase activity; peptide receptor activity. The transcript is spliced from 19 exons. The coding region runs from base 1 to 3249 and encodes 1082 amino acids. Lineage: Eukaryota; Metazoa; Chordata; Aves; Apodiformes; Apodidae. Gene Ontology annotation, biological process: cGMP biosynthetic process; protein phosphorylation; receptor guanylyl cyclase signaling pathway. The record is from RefSeq and is a predicted model, not a curated record.
AUGAGUACACAGGAAGGCCAAGCACAUUGUUCUCUUUUUAAAAUUGGGCUGCUUGGACCCUGGAACUGUGACCCCUUCUUUUCCAAAGCCUUUCCAGAGGUGGCUGCCAGGUUAGCACUGGAACGAAUAAGCAGGGACCCUUCACUAGAUCUUGGCCACAGGCUGGAUUAUGUGAUCUUGCAAGAGGAAUGUGUGACAUCAAAAGCUCUGGUUAGAUUCAUUGACUUUGGAAAGCUUUCCUCAGCUUUCAUAGGCCCUCUGAACCCUGGAUUCUGUGAGGUAGCUACACUUUUAGGGAAAAGCUGGAAUAAAGCCAUUUUCUCAUGGAUGUGCAUCAAUAACAAACUGGAUUCCACCACCCACCAUCCUGCUUUUGCAAGGACCCUGCCCUCUCCAACCCAAGUUUUGUUUACAAUUAUGAAAUAUUUCCAGUGGGCUCAUGUUGGCAUCAUUGCUUCCAAUGAGGAUAUUUGGAUGGACACAGCCAACAAGUUAGCAAGUGCACUCAGGAACCAGGGGCUUCCAGUAGGCAUUGUUACAUCCAUGCAUAAAGGAGAAAAAGGCAUUGAAGACACCUGGAAUGAGAUUCAAAAAGUUGAUGGCAUUAAAAUUAUACUUCUGUGCAUGCAUUCUGUGCUCAUUGGAGGGGAGGAACAGGCCACCUUGCUCACAAAAGCUCUGGAAAUGGGACUAGCAGAUGGGAGAUAUGUCUUUGUUCCAUAUGACACUUUACUGUACAGUCUUCCUUACCAAAACAACACAUUCAGUGUCUUUGAUAACAACACCAACCUCCAGAAAGCCUAUGAUGCUGUGCUGACCAUCACACUGGAGUCUGGAGAAAAGACUUUCUAUGAUGCAUUCAGGGAAGCCAAAGAAAAUGAUGAAAUAAUCAUGGAUUUGGAAACCACUGAGGUUUCUCCACUCUUUGGAACAAUCUAUGAUGCCAUUUACUUUGUGGCAAUGGCUAUAGACAGUGCUCGGAGGAAAGGAACCGGAGUCUUGGGAGCUAACGUAGCUGAGCACACAAAAAACCUCAGUUUCCCUGGAUUUAGUCACUGGGUAAAGACAGACCACUGUGGGAAGGGGCUGAGCAACUAUGUGAUACUGGACACAGAUGGUCGUGGGAACCAGCUCUUCCCAACCCACUUGCUAGACAUGUCUUCAGACUCUGUGCAGUCCCUAGGCCGGGCCACCCACUUUCCCAGCAAAACUCCACCCAAGCCAGACUCCAGCUGUUGGUUUGAUCCAGAUGUUCUCUGCACUGGAGGGAUUGAACCUGCAGUCAUAGUGUUGGGACUCAUGCUGAUGCUUGCCCUGGUGCUUUGUGCUGCAGGCCUGGCUUCUCUCAUCAGGCAUAGCAUCUUGAACAGCCAGCUCUUCAGGGGACCUAACAAGGUAAUACUGACCUUGGAUGACCUGGUCUUCAUCAACCCAGAGCUACAAAAAAAGAGGAUGACCUUGGCCAGCCUGGUUGAUGCAAACAGUGUAGCAGCUGACGGCAGAAGCCUGAAUUCCGUAACACGCUCCUAUUCCUUGAAAACCACAGCUGCCACCCAUGAAACCUCCAACGUGGCUUUGUAUGAGGGAGACUGGGUGUGGCUGAAAAAAAUUGAGACUGGAGCCGUUCACAAGCUGCGUCAAAGCUCCACCAACAUCUUGAGGAAGAUGAAAGAUCUGCGUCACGAAAACGUGAAUCUGUUCCUGGGCUUCUUCUCUGACUGUGGCAUCUUUGCCAUCGUCACAGAGUACUGCACACGGGGAAGCCUGGAGGACCUGCUGAGAAACCAAGACAUGAAACUGGAUUGGAUGUUCAAGUCCUCUCUUGUGAUGGAUCUAAUUAAAGGAAUUAAGUAUUUGCACCACCGAGAUCUUGCCCAUGGACGUCUCAAGUCUCGUAACUGUGUCGUGGAUGGUCGGUUUGUGCUGAAGAUCACUGACUAUGGCUAUAAUGAGCUCUUAGAAGCACAGAAAUGUCCAUAUGUUCAGCCACCCCCAGAAGAGUUGCUGUGGACGGCUCCCGAGUUGCUGAGGGACCCGGACAUGCGCAGAAAAGGCACCUUCAAAGGGGACAUUUAUAGCUUUGCAAUCAUCCUACAAGAAGUGGUUGUUCGAGGUCCACCAUACUGCAUGUCAGAAUUCUCAGCUGAAGAAAUUAUAAAGAAAGUGAAGAAGCCCCCUCCCCUGUGCCGCCCAAACGUAGCCCCUGAGAUGGCCCCCCUGGAGUGCAUCCAGGUAAUGAAGCAAUGCUGGGGUGAAGCCCCCGAACGACGUCCAACCUUUGAGGAGGUAUUUCUUAAGUUCAAAACCAUCAACAAAGGGAAAAAAACCAACAUCAUUGACUCCAUGCUCAGGAUGCUUGAACAAUAUUCAAGCAACCUGGAAGAUUUAAUCAGGGAGCGGACUGAAGAGCUAGAGGUUGAAAAACAGAAGACAGACAAACUACUGUCACAAAUGCUUCCCCCAUCAGUGGCAGAAGCCCUCAAGACUGGUGGUACUGUGGAGCCUGAGUAUUUUGACCUGGUGACCAUCUACUUCAGUGACAUCGUGGGCUUCACAACCAUUUCAGCCCUCAGUGAACCCAUUGAAGUAGUUGACCUUCUGAACGACCUCUACACGCUGUUUGAUGCUGUUCUUGGAAACCAUGAUGUUUACAAGGUGGAGACAAUUGGUGAUGCCUACAUGGUUGCCUCAGGGCUCCCAAAACGGAAUGGAAACAAGCAUGCAGCUGAGAUAGCCAACAUGUCCCUGGACAUCCUGAGCUCAGUGGGAACAUUCAGAAUGAGACACAUGCCAGACAUUCCCCUCAGGAUACGGAUCGGGCUGCACACAGGGCCUUGUGUGGCAGGUGUGGUGGGUCUCACCAUGCCACGGUACUGCCUCUUCGGAGACACGGUGAACACGGCGUCACGGAUGGAGUCCACAGGCCUGCCUUACAGAAUUCAUGUCAGCCAAAGCACAGUGGAUACACUUCGGAGUCUAAAUGAAGGCUAUGAAAUCCUUCCUAGGGGGAAAACUGAGCUGAAGGGUAAAGGAGUAGAAGACACCUAUUGGCUGGUUGGGAAAAAAGGCUUUCUGAAGCCAUUACCUAAACCUCCUGAAAUAAAGCCAGGACACAGUUGGCCAGAUGUGCUGACCAGAAAACUCAGAUCUGUCCUGAGGGGCACAAAGAGGACACUAGCAAAAGCAACCUUUAACGAGCUGGGGAGCAUGAAGGAGGAUGAAAUAAGCAUUGAAGAGGAUGAAAUCUGAGAAAACCACAGAAAGAACUAAUAAGAUCAAGAUGGGCAACUUGAAGCCAACCCAGCCGAGGAGCUCACACCCUCCAUUUCAUUCCCUUCCAGCCAAAAGCAGUAUAAUUGAUGAAGCCUCUUAGCUCUUGCAGAGGGUGAACCUGAGCAGGCAGGUGAAUCCUGACCAUCACCUCUUGUGAAAUUGGGCAUCAGCUCAGAGUUGUGUGUGUGUGUGUUUUUGGCAGGAAUCCAUUGGACAGCAAUGUGGUAGUGGUGGUAGUGCCAGCUCUUCGUCAGCAUCUGUCCCAAAGAUGAGCUGAAAUAAUAUUUUAUCUAGGUCUGCCUGGCAGCACAAACAUGUCCAGCUGCACUCGGGCCCUGAUUUAAACAGUAAUAUUAGUACUAAAAUGGUUCAACUGUUUUGCAUUAAAUAGAUUUUGUUGUUAUAGUCGUAGGAA